CACAGGCAAGCACACACAGCCGGACGCCGCAGGGCAGUGAGGCUGCGAAGCUAUCAUCUGGACGGCUACGAAGCUAUCAUCUGGACGGUUUCGAUGCAACGUGCGUCUGGAAGGAGGACUCGAAAAAUGCUGGUGGACCGCUGGGGAGACCUCUUACAGAUGCUGGAGACCUUCGUCCGGGGCACGCUCAACUCGGCAAGUUGUGCAAGCAAACUGUACAUCUUCGGCGGCAACGAGGUCCGAAUGCUUCAGUCCUCAAGAAGGCCUUCGCCCAGCAUGAGACAUUCCACAGCGUGCAGAUGUACGACCUCUCUAAAGGAGACCUUCAACCGUGCAAGUCUUGUACGUCCUCUCUAA
Symbiodinium sp. CCMP2592 is the source of this 357-nucleotide messenger RNA. The record is from the annotation of a GenBank genome assembly. Lineage: Eukaryota; Dinophyceae; Suessiales; Symbiodiniaceae.